UGUGCAACCCCAACUUCCCGAAUACAUAAUCACCGAGAAGCCCAGCAGAAAGCAGAUAUGGUGCACGCCCUCUGCUCGACACCCUCAUUGCGACUCGUCUCCUACUUUCACCAUGCUCGACCACUUCACCUUCAAUGUCCCGGCUGCCCAAUACGACGCCAUCGUCGCCUGGUACCUUGCGGCCCUCGCCCCGCUCAACUACACCAAGCAGUUCGAUUAUCCCGGACACGCCUGCGGUCUUGGCACGUCCCCUUCCUCAGCGGUGUUUUGGAUUGGCGUCGCCAAGGACGGUGCGGCGGCCGCGCAUGGGUUCCAUCUUGCGUUCAAGGCGGAGGACCAUGAGACUGUGGAUAGGUUUUAUAAGGCGGCGGUAGAGGCGGGUGGGAAGGAUAAUGGGACGCCCGGCCCGAGGGAGAUGUAUGGGCCAAACUAUUAUGGGGCUUUUGUGCUGGAUCCGCUGGGGAAUAACAUCGAGGUUGUGGAUAAGACGGCGCAUUGACAGUUGGGCGUUGGAGGAAGAGGGACUACGGAAGCGUAAAGACACUGUGUGAGGAGGCGCGUGGCUGUUGUGCGGCAGGCUUCGAGAGGCCGCGUGUUAAUGACUUUCCGAAUCAUAAGAGCAGUCACUCUCACGC
Messenger RNA from Paraphaeosphaeria sporulosa, 635 nucleotides. RefSeq names its product Glyoxalase/bleomycin resistance protein/dioxygenase. The transcript is spliced from 2 exons. The coding region runs from base 113 to 499 and encodes 128 amino acids. NCBI's taxonomy places the organism in Eukaryota, Fungi, Ascomycota, Dothideomycetes, Pleosporales, Didymosphaeriaceae. The record is from RefSeq and is a predicted model, not a curated record.